Molecule: messenger RNA, 3293 nt
Organism: Prorocentrum cordatum
Lineage: Eukaryota; Dinophyceae; Prorocentrales; Prorocentraceae
Source: the annotation of a GenBank genome assembly
GUGAUUUUUGUUUAUGAUGCGAGGGGGUCUGGGAACCUAUCGAGAUAUGCAACGCCGCCAUGGCCGCGUGCGGCAGGGGGCGGCAGCCGCGCGCCGCGCUGGAGGUCAUGGCCUCGCUGCCGCGCUGGUCGCUGCGGCCCAACGUGGUGACGCUCAGCACGCUGAUGAGCGCCAGCGAGGGCCUGGGGGCUGCUGCGGCGUCCUGGGAGCGGGCGCUCUCGCACCUGCGCGGCCUGCGGGCCGGCCCCAACGUGCCCGCGUUCACCGCCGCCGCGGGCGCGUGCGCCGCCGCCGGCCGCUGGCGGCGGGCCUGGGGGCUGCUGGCGGAGAUGCGGGGCAGGGCCCUGGCGCCGAACGCGCUGAGCUACGGCGCCGCCCUGGCCGCGGGCGAGCGGGCGCGGCAGUGGGCCAGGGCGCUGGCGCUGGCCUGGGCGGUGGCUCCGUCCGCGGGCGCCGCGGGGCCGCUCGCGUGCGCCCGCGCGGCGGGCGCCUGCGGGGGCGCAGGCCAGGGCGCCGCGAUGCUGCGGGCCGCCGCGCGGGGGAGGCGGCUGGCGCGGCGGCAGCCCCGCGCGUGGUGCGGCGAGGCAGACUUGGAGGCCUUCCAGACCUUCCCGUCCAGCAGAGCAAGCCGCAUCCCACUCCUCGGGCCGAUGAUGUUGCUCUUCCUCAUGACGACAAUCGUGCAGGUUUGCCUGCGGGUACGUAAUCGCGACGGAGAUGCAGGUGGUGACGUUGCCUUCGAGAUCCUCGAUGAUGGAGACGACUCGAUCGGGGCGGUCCGCGUAUACGACGACACUACGAAGAAGGAGCUUCUCGCAACCAUUUCCAAGUUCCAGAUCGUGUUCGCCAGCCUCGCCCCCUCCGCGUCCGACACUUGCGACAAGAUGAGCAAGCACAUGGGGCGCGUCAGCCAGGCCAUGAGAGCCCUCCGCCUUCCCGACGGGCCACGGCAGCGCUUCAACGCCAAGGCCAUCACGUAUCAGGACACGGAGGUGUUCGUUGCGGUGGCAAGCGCCCAGCGGAGACCGUCGAGGGCGGGCGACGGUCGGCUGGCGGCGGCGGGCGGCGCCCGCUGGCAGGAGGGCGCGGCCGUGGCCAUGCUGCUGGAGCUCUGGCCCGCCGGGGGCGGGGAGCGCCGGGCGCUGGGUCGGCGGGCGGUGGCGCCCGCGGCGGCGCUGCUCCGGGGGCUCGCGGCUCCGGGCGCAGCGCCGGGCGCCAACGACAGCUGGGCGGGUGCGGCCCAGGAGCUGGCGAGCCUUGAGGGGACAGGCUCCUGCGUCCCUGUGGCGAAGCCGCGGCGCACCGCCCGCCCCCCCGCCUCUGGCGCCGCGUGCUGCAGUGCGCGGGCGGCGCCAGGCCCCGAGCCGCACGGGUGCGGCGCGCCAUUUAAGGCGGGCUUCGCGAGGGCCCCGCGGCAGCAGGUUUUCGUAGCGAUGGUGGAGAGGUUGGGCUGGAUGACCCAAGUUGCGCAGUCAAUCGCCGUCGGCACCGACGUCGUCGACCUGGGGGCCACUCCCCUUCGUGAGUUCCACGGCUGCGUCCGCCCCGCCGCCGAGCAGGGCCUCAAGGGCGCGCUGUGGGCCGCGUGGGGCGCGGAGUUCAACCCGAAAUCGAUCUUCGCGGGCGCGCGUUCUCGCGGCGACUGGGCCGCGGGCGCCGGGCGCCGGCGCGUUGGGCGCGAGCGAGGGCGCCCCCUGGCGCGGGGGCACGCGGCCACUGGCGCGGCCAGGGGGGCGGCGCCCGACGCCAUCUGCAAGGGGGGCCGCGGGCGCGAGGGCGAGGGCGCGGGCAGACGCCGCGCCUUCGCACGCGCGGCUCGGCGCGAGCAGCGGCGCCGCACGGGAGGAACUUACGUCGCGCAGAGAAGGGCCAACCCGCUGCCUGGAGCCGAGCAGCUCCAGGGCCGAGGCUCGGCCGGCGACCCCGCGAUCGAGCCAGGCUUGCGAGGCCUGCUUUCCGACGAGGCCAUCUUCGUCGAGGGGCGCGGCGGCGACAUGACGCAGCAGGCGUGCAUGCGCGGGUGCCUCAGGCUGGCCGGCUUCCGCGCCCUGCUGCAGGUGCUGCCGCUGACCUCGUUCGCGACGUUCCUGGCUGUCGCCGCCGCGGCCGCCCUGGAGCCGGGCGUCGGCUUCCUCGGCCUGGCCGUCCUGCGGCGAGCCGCGGCGGAGCUGGGCGUGGACGUGGCCCCCGACGCCUUCGCCUACAUCGACAAUGUCGUGGCGCCGCUGCUUGAGUCUCGUGGCCGGCGGCUACUGCGAGCCCCCGCGGCCGGCCCCGCCUUCCCCGGGGCCCUCCCCGAGCGCGCUGCUGCCGAGGGCGGCGAGGAGGAGGAGGAGGCUGCUGCUGAGGAUGAGGAAGCUGGGGCUCAGGCUGAGGAUGAGGAAGUGAUGGCCAUCGUUGAGGCUCCGGAUGUUUCGGUGGUGGCGGUGCGGGCCAUCAAGAGAGUUCGCCGCAACCGUGACUACUGGAAAGCCAAAGCAGAUGAGUAUAGGAACGAACUCGCACUUGCAAAGCAGAAGUUGGCAGAAUUUGAGUUCGUGAAGCACGGGAAGCGGCGCAAGGCCGAGUCCGAGCGGUGGAACGUGAGUUUGGUCGGCGGGUAUUCGCUGGCGAUCAAGCGGAACCUCGGCCACGUGGGGGCGACCGCGCUGGCCCAGAUCGUGGAUGCGAAAGUCGGCCGCGUGUCCGUGACUACUUGGGAGAAGUGCCUCGCCAACAACAUCAUCGGCGAGUCCAGGCUCUGGCAUCGGCGCCAGCAGGAUCGCAUCCGGAACUUCGUGAAGACACCCGGCGAUGCGUUCUCGUGGGAGAUCCACAACGUCAGAGGCGAUGCUACCAAUGCCAGCUCGGUCCAGAGCAUGAAGGUGCACGUGCUCGAGGCGGCCAGCAAGUACUACGCGCCAGGCAUGGUCAACGCCGACUCCGCCACCUUCGCCCCGGCCUGGAACGCGAAGGUCCUGGUCACUGGUCAGGAGCGCCGGAGGAAGACCAAGAAAGGCGACCAGGAGCCGCCGUCGUUGCCGGCAGUGCUGCGUCAGGGCGCCACUCGGGUUACGGUCUCCCACGACGGCACGACCCUCGACAUCGGGGUCCCGACGUUCACGAUCGAUCCGGCGUUUCCUAGGGGCGACGCCCUGAGUGUGCACGAGCUGGCCGAGGCCCCUGGAGGAGUCAAGCUAGUUGAGAUGACCAGGCCAGAAUUUCCGCACGAGGCGUCUCUCCGCCAGGGGCAGCCGGCAAAAGUGGCGAAGACGACGACCUCGAAACACACAUCGAAGCACAUCUUGUCCUAG